CUUAUACUUCUGUACCGUACUAUUCCCGCUCAAAUCCUCUUUCUACCUCACCACCACAACUACUACCACCACCGACUCUAUACUUUGCUUUCAGGUAUUGCCACUCACCACCACGCGUCCUCAUAUAGGACCACGCUCGUAGUUGCAGGACCUGUCAACCACCUUUAAUGGCAUUUCUACCGCCAGGACCCCCUCCACCUCGUCCUCCGGGGUAUGAACCACCUGGGGCUCCUCCUCCUCCUCCUCCUCCUGAGGAUACGAGCGAGGAAAAGCCUUCAAAGUUCGCAAAAAACGCGUCGACUGACAAAGUUAUUCAAGAACGCGUCCGAAAAUGGCGAACCAUGCAAAAAUUGAAAUAUGGACCUAAACGAAAGCAGGGAUAUGUUCAGACAGAAAAGGCACCGCUUCCUCCGGAGCAUUUACGUAAAAUUAUGAAAGACAGAGGUGAUAUGUCAUCAAAAAAAUAUCGUUCUGACAAACGGUCGUACUUGGGUGCUUUAAAAUACUUGCCACAUGCAAUCUUAAAACUGCUGGAGAACAUUCCUAUGCCUUGGGAAGAAUACCGUGAAGUUCCAGUUCUCUAUCAUGUUACAGGCGCUAUUACUUUUGUUAACGAGGUUCCUCGGGUUAUUGAACCUCAAUACAUUGCACAGUGGGGAACCAUGUGGGUUAUGAUGCGUCGUGAAAAGCGUGACCGUAAGAACUUUAAGCGUCUUCGGUUUCCUCCCUUCGAUGAUGAAGAACCACCUUUUUCUAUAGACCAGCUUCUUGAUUUAGAACCAUUGGAAGCAAUUCGUAUGGAUCUAGACGAAGAAGAUGAUGCCCCGGUUUACGAUUGGUUUUACGAUCAUCGUGCGCUCGAGGGAACUCGUCACAUAAAUGGAUCGACAUACAAACGAUGGAAGCUGAAUCUUCCACAGAUGGCCAACUUACAUAGACUUGCGUAUCAAUUGCUUAGUGAUUUACGGGAUAACAAUUACUUUUAUCUGUUUAACGACAAAAGUUUUUUUACAGCCAAAGCUUUGAAUGUUGCUAUUCCCGGAGGCCCCAAGUUUGAACCUCUUUACAAGGAUGAAGCUCCCGAGUCAGAAGAUUGGGAUGAGUUCAACGACAUCUACAAACUUAUUAUUCGUUAUCCUCUUCGUACCGAAUAUCGUGUUGCAUUCCCCUACCUCUAUAAUUCCCGAGUCCGCAGCGUACGCGUCAGUGAAUAUCACCAACCUCCAAACGUUUUUGUGCCUCCUGAGGAUCCAGAUUUGCCUGCAUUUUUUUGGGAUCCGUUAAUCAACCCUAUUACCUCUCGGCAGUUGGACACAUUUGUGUUAGAAAAAUCACACGAGGAUGAUGUAUUUGAUGAGGGUGAUGAUUUUGAGGUUCCCUUCGACCCAUUUUUUAACGAUGAAGAACUGGAAACUGAAGAUACGGUUAGUGCAUUGACAUUAUGGUGGGCACCGCAUCCAUUUAAUAAGCGCUCUGGACAGACAAAGCGUGCUCAAGAUGUUCCUUUAGUUAAACAUUGGUAUUUGGAGCAUUGCCCUCCUAACCAACCUGUGAAGGUUCGUGUGUCUUAUCAGAAAUUAUUGAAAACACAUGUGCUUAACUCCCUUCAUACACCAUAUCCAAAAUCUCAUACGAACCGGAGCUUGUUCCGUCAAUUAAAGAACACAAAAUUUUUUCAGACCACAACGAUUGACUGGGUUGAGGCCGGUCUGCAAGUUUGUCGGCAAGGCUACAACAUGUUACAGCUUCUUAUUCACCGGAAAGGUUUAACGUACUUGCAUUUGGAUUAUAAUUGCAAUCUGAAACCUACAAAAACCCUUACUACGAAAGAGCGUAAAAAAUCGCGAUUUGGUAAUGCAUUCCAUCUAAUGCGUGAAAUUUUACGGCUCACAAAGCUCAUUGUGGAUUCGCACGUUCAAUAUCGUUUAGGUAAUAUUGAUGCUUAUCAACUUGCUGAUGGUCUUCACUACAUAUUCAAUCAUGUUGGUCAACUCACUGGCAUGUAUAGAUACAAAUACCGCCUUAUGAGACAGAUUCGUGCUUGUAAGGACCUGAAGCAUCUUAUUUACUACAGAUUUAACACGGGACCCGUAGGCAAAGGUCCCGGAUGUGGUUUCUGGGCGCCUAGUUGGCGUGUCUGGCUGUUCUUUUUAAGAGGUAUUGUACCUCUCUUGGAGAGAUGGCUUGGUAAUCUUUUGGCUCGACAAUUCGAGGGUCGUCAUUCUACUGGAAUUGCUAAACGUGUAACAAAACAGCGAGUUGACUCGCACCAGGAUCUAGAAUUGCGUGCUGCUGUUCUGAAUGACAUUUUGGAUAUGAUUCCUGAAGGAAUUCGUCAAGGCAAAAGCAAAACAAUUUUACAACAUCUUAGUGAAGCUUGGAGAUGUUGGAAGGCGAAUAUUCCCUGGCGUGUCCCUGGUCUUCCUGCACCCAUUGAAAAUAUGAUUUUGCGCUAUGUUAAGGCAAAAGCUGACUGGUGGAUUUCGGUUGCGCAUUUCAAUCGUGAACGUAUUCGCCGUGGAGCAACUGUUGAUAAAACUGUUGCGAAAAAGAAUUUAGGUCGUUUGACUCGUCUCUGGCUUAAAGCUGAGCAAGAACGUCAGCACAAUUAUCUCAAAGAUGGACCUUAUGUAACGUCUGAUGAGGCAGUUGCCAUUUAUACGAGUGUUGUUCAUUGGCUUGAAAGUCGAAAAUUCCAACCUAUUCCAUUUCCACCUUUGUCCUAUAAGCAUGACACAAAGCUAUUGGUCCUUGCCCUUGAACGUUUGAAAGAAGCUUACUCUGUGAAGGGUAGGUUGAACCAGUCGCAGAGGGAAGAAUUGGCUUUGAUUGAGCAGGCAUAUGAUAAUCCUCAUGAAAUGCUUUCUCAAAUCAAGAGACGACUUUUGACAAUGCGCACGUUCAAGGAAGUUGGUAUCGAGUUUAUGGAUAUGUACUCACAUCUUGUACCUGUUUACUCAGUCGAUCCGAUGGAAAAGAUUUGUGAUGCUUACCUGGAUCAAUAUCUUUGGUUUGAAGCUGAUCGCAGACACUUGUUCCCCUCUUGGAUUAAGCCGUCUGAUACAGAACCCCCUCCAUUGCUUGUGUAUAAGUGGUGUCAAGGUGUUAAUAAUCUGCAGGAUGUUUGGGAAACGUCUGAAGGAGAGUGUAAUGUUCUUUUGGAGACUCAAUUUUCCAAGGCAUUCGAAAAGGUUGAUCUUACAUUACUAAAUCGUUUACUUUCUCUGCUUAUGGAUACUAAUCUUGCCUCUUACUGCACAGCAAAGAACAAUGUUGUUCUUUCCUACAAAGACAUGUCUCAUACAAACUCCUAUGGUUUGGUUCGCGGUCUGCAGUUUUCCAGUUUUGUUUGGCAGUUUUAUGGUCUUGUACUGGAUAUUCUCGUCUUGGGACUUCAACGUGCUAGUGAAAUAGCUGGUCCUCCUGAAGCACCCAACGAGUUCCUUCAGUUUAAGAAUAAAGAAACGGAAACGAAACAUCCUAUUCGUUUGUAUACUCGCUAUAUUGACAAGCUCUAUAUAAUGUUUCGGUUUACCGCUGAUGAGGCUCGCACAUUGAUCCAGCGUUAUCUUAACGAGAAUCCCGAUCCUACGAACAGCAACAUUGUUAAUUACUCUAAAGGUAAGAAGAACUGUUGGCCUCGGGAUGCUCGUAUGCGGUUGAUGAAGCAUGAUGUAAAUCUUGGAAGAGCAGUGUUCUGGGAAAUCCGUAAUAGAUUGCCACGAUCAUUGACUACUUUAGAGUGGGAUGACACUUUUCCUAGUGUUUACAGCAAAGAUAAUCCUAAUUUGCUGUUCUCUAUGGCUGGUUUUGAAGUUCGGAUCCUUCCUAAGAUUCGUCAGAAUGAGGAAUUUUCUCUCAAGGACGGCGUUUGGAAUCUUUCCAACAAUGUUACGAAAGAACGAACUGCACAGGCGUUUGUUCGUGUCACUGAAGAUGAAAUUCAAAGGUUUAACAAUCGUAUCAGACAGAUUCUGUUGUCUUCUGGUUCCACUACUUUUACUAAAAUUGCUAACAAAUGGAAUACUGCUCUCAUUGCAUUGAUGACCUAUUUUAGAGAAGCUGCAAUUUCAACGCCCGAGUUGCUCGAUUUAUUGGUAAAAUGUGAGUCGAAAAUCCAAACUAGGGUUAAGAUUUCACUUAACUCCAAAAUGCCCAGUCGUUUCCCUCCAGCUGUGUUUUAUUCACCUAAGGAAUUAGGUGGCUUGGGAAUGUUGUCAAUGGGCCAUAUCCUUAUUCCUCAGUCUGAUCUUCGCUGGUCAAAGCAGACUGAUACAGGUAUCACCCAUUUCCGCAGUGGUAUGACUACGAAUGGAGAGCAUUUAAUUCCUAACCUCUAUCGCUACAUCCAGCCUUGGGAGUCAGAGUUUGUUGAUUCACAACGUGUGUGGGCAGAGUAUGCAAUGAAGAGACAAGAGGCACUGCAACAAAAUCGUCGUUUAACUUUGGAAGACUUGGAAGAUUCUUGGGAUAGAGGUAUUCCAAGAAUUAAUACGUUGUUCCAAAAAGAUCGCCAUACUCUUGCGUACGAUAAGGGUUGGCGUAUUCGGACAGAAUUUAAACAAUAUCAAUUGUUAAAGAACAACCCUUUCUGGUGGACAAGUCAGCGACAUGACGGUAAGUUGUGGCAGUUAAACAAUUACCGUGUUGAUGUUAUUCAGGCACUUGGAGGUGUUGAAGGCAUUCUUGAACAUACAAUGUUUAAGGCUACUGGAUUCCCUUCGUGGGAGGGUUUGUUUUGGGAAAAGGCUUCUGGUUUCGAAGAAUCCAUGAAAUUCAAAAAACUUACUAAUGCUCAACGUUCUGGUCUUAACCAAAUUCCUAACAGAAGAUUUACACUCUGGUGGAGUCCCACUAUUAACCGUGCUAAUGUGUAUGUUGGUUUUCAAGUUCAGCUUGAUUUAACAGGUAUCAUGAUGCACGGUAAAAUUCCCACACUAAAAAUCUCUCUGAUUCAAAUUUUCAGAUCACAUUUGUGGCAGAAAAUUCACGAAUCUGUCGUAUGGGAUUUGUGUCAGGUUUUCGAUCAGGAACUGGAGUCUUUGCAAAUUGAAACUGUCCAGAAGGAAACUAUCCAUCCCAGAAAAAGUUACAAAAUGAACAGUUCUUGUGCUGAUAUCCUUCUUUUUGCUGCGUAUAAAUGGAACGUGUCUCGUCCGUCCCUCCUCAAUGAUAAUCGUGAUGUUUUAGACGGAACAACCUCCAAUAAAUAUUGGGUCGAUGUUCAGCUACGUUUUGGAGAUUAUGAUUCUCACGAUAUUGAACGCUAUACUCGUGCUAAAUUCCUUGACUAUACUACGGAUUCCCAGAGUAUGUACCCCUCUCCUACCGGUGUACUUAUUGGAAUCGAUCUUUGUUACAAUAUGCACAGUGCUUAUGGCAAUUGGAUACCGGGAAUGAAGCCUCUUAUCCAACAGAGUAUGAACAAGGUUAUGAAGGCUAAUCCUGCACUAUACGUUUUGCGCGAACGUAUCCGUAAGGGUUUGCAACUCUAUGCAUCAGAACCUCAAGAACAAUAUCUGUCAUCAUCAAAUUAUGCUGAGCUAUUCAGUAAUCAAAUACAACUUUUUGUUGAUGAUACGAAUGUGUAUCGUGUAACGAUUCACAAAACCUUUGAGGGUAACUUGACGACAAAACCUAUUAACGGUGCUAUCUUUAUUUUUAAUCCCAGAACGGGACAGUUAUUCCUUAAGAUUAUUCAUACUUCUGUCUGGGCUGGUCAAAAGCGUUUGGGUCAGUUGGCUAAAUGGAAGACAGCUGAGGAAGUUGCUGCCUUGAUUCGUUCGCUCCCUGUAGAAGAGCAACCAAGACAAAUUAUUGUUACGAGAAAGGGUAUGUUGGAUCCAUUGGAGGUUCAUUUGCUCGAUUUCCCCAACAUUACUAUUAAAGGAAGUGAACUUCAACUCCCCUUCCAAGCCAUUAUUAAGUUAGAACGGAUAAACGAUCUGAUUCUCCGGGCCACCGAACCUCAAAUGGUUUUGUUCAACCUAUAUGACGAUUGGCUUCAAUCAAUUUCCUCGUAUACUGCGUUUUCACGUCUUAUUUUGAUCUUGAGAGCAUUAAACGUUAAUACCGAAAAAACGAAACUAAUUCUUCGUCCGGAUAAAACUGUCACAACAAAAGAGCAUCACAUAUGGCCAAGCUUGGAUGACCAACAAUGGUUGGAUGUUGAACCUCAACUGCGUGAUCUAAUUCUCGCUGAUUAUGCAAAGAAAAAUAAUGUAAAUGUUGCAAGUCUCACAAAUUCUGAAGUACGUGACAUUAUUUUGGGUAUGGCUAUUACCGCGCCUUCGCUGCAACGUCAGCAAAUUGCUGAAAUCGAAAAACAGGGACGUGAUUCAGCUCAAGUCACGGCUACCACAACUAAAACUACCAAUGUUCACGGAGAGGAAUUGGUUGUUACUACAACUUCUGCUUACGAAAAUGAACGGUUUAGCAGCAAAACGGAGUGGAGAAAUAGAGCAAUCUCCGCAUCUACUCUCCAUCUUCGUACCAAGAAUGUCUAUGUCAAUUCGGAUAACAUCAGUGAUGAUUCCAAGUUCACAUACAUCUUGCCAAAAAAUAUUCUUCGAAAAUUUGUUGUCAUUAGUGAUUUGAGAACUCAAAUUGCUGGAUUUUUGUAUGGCCGCAGCCCGCCAGACAAUGACAGCAUUAAGGAGGUUCAGUGCAUUGCUCUUGUUCCUCAACUUGGAAGUAUAAAGAAUGUUCAGCUUCCUACAAAAUUACCUCAUGAAAUUGGUGCACCUAUCGUUGAUGGACUUGAACCCUUGGGUUGGAUUCAUACCCAAAAUAUGGAAUUACCUUACUUGUCUUCAGCUGAUGUUACCACUCAGGCAAAAUACAUGACUGAUCAUCCGGAAUGGGGAGAUAAGGCAAUAACUCUAACAGUUAGCUUUAUCCCUGGUUCCAUAUCCUUGGCCGCGUAUGGUUUACGGCCUGAGGGUAUUGAUUGGGGUAGUAAAAACAUGGAUAUCAACAGUGAUGAAGCUAUUGGGUACGAUCCUAAAAUGAUAAAGAAGUGUCAGCUUUUGCUUUCGGAUCGGAUUACGGGUUUCUUCCUUACGCCGGAGGAAGAUGUUUGGAAUUAUAAUUUCAACGGUGCUAGCUUCAGUGCUAACAUGACUUAUGCAAUGAAGCUUGAUGUUCCUUUACCGUUUUUCGCAUUGGAUCACAGACCUACUCAUGUUAUCAACUACACAGAGCUUGAAGCUAAUGAGCACUAUGAAGAAGAUAGACCUGAUGCGUUUGCAUAGGUUCUGGUUAUGACUGUCAACGUUUAAAAAGUUGUGAAUUAUCUUUGAUUGUACAGAUGUUUGGACGUAAAUCUAUUAUUAGGUAGUAACGAGUUUUGUCAAACAUAAAUCAGAA
This is a messenger RNA of Schizosaccharomyces japonicus yFS275, 7368 nucleotides long. Its product is annotated as U5 snRNP complex subunit Spp42. Gene Ontology annotation, biological process: mRNA cis splicing, via spliceosome; spliceosomal conformational changes to generate catalytic conformation; mRNA splicing, via spliceosome. Bases 168 to 7253 code for a protein of 2361 amino acids. Gene Ontology annotation, cellular component: nucleus; post-mRNA release spliceosomal complex; U5 snRNP. NCBI's taxonomy places the organism in Eukaryota, Fungi, Ascomycota, Schizosaccharomycetes, Schizosaccharomycetales, Schizosaccharomycetaceae. The record is from RefSeq and is a predicted model, not a curated record. The transcript has a single exon. Gene Ontology annotation, molecular function: RNA binding; U6 snRNA binding; U5 snRNA binding.